UUAUUAACGGCCCAUAUCCGGCAAAACGACUCCGAUUUUGCCCAUAAUCCUGCUCCUGCAUCAACCACCAUUACAAUGAUUACACCCAUCGUUGGCAAGCUCAGAAAGCGCUUUUUCUUCGACGUUUCUCUCGCGUUGGGACUGGGCUCUGCAGCUGCUUUCUCCUACUGGUAUGAAUUCUUAUCUUACCAACCAAUUACCACCCUUACACGUUUCUCUAGGUAUGGAUACCACCUGAAAGCUGUUGAGCGUCAGGAACAAUACUAUCUCAAGCUCGAGAGGGAAAAGCUGAACCAAAAGUAGAGGGAAGAAGGUUGUUGAUGGAACAGGUGUUUCUAGACCGGGCUAUAUGACUAGACCCGUCGCGUCCUGUCAUGUAGAGCUUUGG
Messenger RNA from Lentinula edodes (shiitake mushroom), 388 nucleotides. RefSeq lists its product as uncharacterized. The transcript is spliced from 2 exons. The coding region runs from base 76 to 303 and encodes 75 amino acids. NCBI's taxonomy places the organism in Eukaryota, Fungi, Basidiomycota, Agaricomycetes, Agaricales, Omphalotaceae. Gene Ontology annotation, biological process: mitochondrial electron transport, cytochrome c to oxygen. The record is from RefSeq and is a predicted model, not a curated record.